Molecule: messenger RNA, 2241 nt
Organism: Ectocarpus sp. CCAP 1310/34
Lineage: Eukaryota; Phaeophyceae; Ectocarpales; Ectocarpaceae
Source: the annotation of a GenBank genome assembly
AUGCCACGACUGACCAAGAUCUCGGCCGUCAACAACGGUCUACGGUCCCUCCCCUCGGAUAUCGGAGAUUCCAGGUCACUUACGGCGCUCCACCUGGCGUCAAACAGACUGAAUCAACUGCCGGAUAGCAUCUGCCGACUCAAGACUCUGAAAGUCUUGUGGCUCGACCACAACUACAUUGCAGGCUUGCCGAUGAUGUUUCACCAGCUGGGAGGGCUGCAACAGCUGAUGCUCGAGCAAAACGACAUGGUGUAUCCCCCCAAGGAGAUCAUCCUGCAGGGCUGCGAUCGGGUCCGCGCGUGGUGCCACCGCCGAAUGCAUGACCGCGUCAGUGCGAGGCAGCACACCAUCGUUAUGACCGUCCAGGAUAUCCUCAAGCAGAUCCAUGAACGGGGCUUAGGCCACCCUGCUUUUUUUGAGCCGGAUGUCGAGGUCGGAAUGAACGAAGGCACCGACCACUUCUACGCUCUCGUCUACGAGCGGUUCUGGGACACAAUGCUACCCGCCCUCGAGAGGGAGUGGCAAACCGGAACGGCGGUGCCAAGAGGUGCCGUCACGUCUUUCGGAUACUCGAGGGAAGAGGUAGAUAGCGUGCUCCUCGACUACAGGGAUCCCACGGGCAGGGUGCUGAGAACCAAGACCCAAAUGUUUCGAAGGUGUGGGUGCAUGGGCGCUAACGGACGGAGGAGGGUGUGCGUGCCUCCGAAGGUAGGGUGGAUGUGUGAGCGAAAGGCUACUCUGAUCAAGCACGACAUCAUCCUCGAACGCGAGCAAGAGGAGCGGCGAAGGCAAGCAACCGAGAGGGAGGACAUAGAGUUUCGUGUCGCUCUCGCCAGGAGGCUGGUCAAAGAAGGCUCCGAAACCAUCGAGGGCAAGAAAAGCUACACCAAAAAGGCCAUCCGGAUGGCCGAGGCUCUCAAGAAGAAGAAGCAGAUGGGGGAGUUCGAGAGCGAAGCGGAAGCAAUGAAAGUCCACCGUCGCCAGGUCGUCGAAAAGAAGUUCUCCAAACGCAAGGACGCGCUGAACAAAGAGAGGGAACAUCGGCUGGCGGAUCUCAAGCUCAAGGUGGCAGGUCUCCAGGAGGAACUGGUGUCCCUGAGAGGGUGGGGAAAAGAACAAAAGGAAGCCCAAAUAGAUCAGGUGUUGGCGAGCAUGGCAACCCUACCUGAGGACAGAAAACUGGCCGAGGUUGAACAGCAGCUCGAGGAAGAGGUGGCGAAGCUGGAAGAGAAGGUGGCCAUGGUGGCGACGCAGAAAGCGCGCAAUGUGAUGGGGAAGAAGGUGAAGCGGGACAAGGAGUUCCAGGAGAUCGUUGACGAAAUGGUGGUCGACCUCGUGCUGCAAGACAUGGAGGCAGCGGGGGAAAACGCCAGGCGAAAAGCGGAACAGGAGCACGAGGCGAGACUUUGGAAGCAGUUCAUCAUUCCAUCAUUUCAAUCGGACGCCCCACGGGUGUUCCGGAGGAUCAUGGCGAUGUGGUUAGGGGUGGGGAUGCGGGAAUCGUUCGCGGAAUGGAAAAUCUGGACAAAGAAAAGGAUAAGCCAGCGCAGAAAAGACGCACGGAAGGCUCUACGAGAGGCAUGGCACAACUACGAGGCGGCUGGGGUUGUGAGUGUGAUGGCCGAAUGGAAAGCAAGCUUUUGGGAAGAAGAGUACGACAUCUAUACUGACACGCAAACUUGGAGGCACAAGGAAACGGGUGACGUGCGAACGGUGCGUCCGACGGUGGAGGAGUUCAUUCCGGAUGGCUACGAGGUUCCCAAGCCUCCGUCUCAACGGCUGGAGGACAUGAGCAGCACCGGCAGCAGCAGCGGAGGUGACAGCAGCGGUGACACCGAGGAGACUGCUCCAAGACGACGAGGUAGAGGUACGGCUGGCGACAGCCGCAGCGACGGCUCUAGAAGCUCGGGGUGGUCUAUCGCCUCCAGUAGCAGUAGGAGCAGCAGCAGCAGCAGCGACAGCGGCGGCAACCGCGGCGGCGAUGACCGCGGCGACAAUGACAACGACAAUGGCGGUGAUGGUGAUGGUGGUGGAUCCUCGAGCGACGUGGAAGACGGAGAGUCGUCGCGGUCCUUAUCUGCACGCAACACAUCAGCGGGAGCAGCAUCGAGCUUGGCGGCAUUCGAUGCGGCGGACUCAGAGGACGAUAGGCAAGUAUUCCACGUCUUGCUCCGGUUCAGGAUCACGAUCCAGGUCCUCUUCGUCGUCUGCAGACAACGCGUCCGGCAGCUCGGCCGGUGA